GACCAGGCGGGCGGCUGCAACAUAGUUAGGGUUACCUAUAAAGCCUGUACGUCAGGCUGGCACGCCGCACGCUCGCUGCAAACACUGCCAGGUGAAAUGUGGAGAGAAAGCAGACUACUCGUUUUGGCGCUGGGCUUCAUGUGCCUCUCUGUUUUGGCGAGAGGAGCGACCAUCCCCGCUGGCACAGAGCCGGACUGUGGUCAGUUCAUGCUACCUGUGUGCCCACGCAUGUACGACCCGGUUUGCGGAACCGACGGAAAAACUUACGCAAAUGAAUGCAUGCUGUGUUUCUUAAACAGUGAAAACAAUGUCAACGUCAAGAUCUGGCACGAUGGUAAAUGCUGACGAGAGAGGCAGAGGAGAAAAGUCAGUGUCCUGAAGCCUGAUGAAGGUGAAGAGUGUCCUUCUACAGGCAGAACAAUGUUUGUGUCCUCUAUCGUCCUGCAAAGGCUAAAAACAUAUUAAGGCAAUCUAGAUAAACCAUUUUUGUAGCUUAGGCCUACCUUUUUCUUAUUUAUUUUCUUGGUCAUGUUUAUUGAGUCACCUAAUGGUUUCUAUUAAAAGAGCCUCCAUUUUAGACAACAUUGCCAGAAAAUACAUGUAUUUGAUCAGCUUUUCAUUUUACAUGAAUGCUUUUAGAAUAUAUUCAGUCUCACGCUUGAGGUCAACACACUUUUUUUUUAAUAUUGCUUCAUGUGCAAUACCAGAUUCUUCAUUUUAUGUACUUGAACUUUCCAAACGUCCCUUUCUUAAUAAAACCGUGCUGAGCAAAUUUUUGAUA
This is a messenger RNA of Myripristis murdjan (pinecone soldierfish), 781 nucleotides long. RefSeq names its product trypsin inhibitor ClTI-1-like. Gene Ontology annotation, molecular function: protein binding; serine-type endopeptidase inhibitor activity. NCBI's taxonomy places the organism in Eukaryota, Metazoa, Chordata, Actinopteri, Holocentriformes, Holocentridae. The record is from RefSeq and is a predicted model, not a curated record. The transcript is spliced from 4 exons. Bases 97 to 345 code for a protein of 82 amino acids.